This is a messenger RNA of Funneliformis geosporum, 226 nucleotides long. The record is from the annotation of a GenBank genome assembly. Lineage: Eukaryota; Fungi; Glomeromycota; Glomeromycetes; Glomerales; Glomeraceae.
AUGUCUGAUCCACUUUCAAUUCUUAAAGGAGAAAUAAAGCGCCUCGGCUUCGUUUCAAAUGAAAAAAUAAGUUUAUUUGGUUACUUCACCGGAAAUGAAAAGAAUCAGACUGACGCGUUAUCUCUCCUUGAUGACUGUAAUACCGAUGAAGAAAAGCGUAAUUAUUUGAGAUCCCUAAUCUCCCAACCUGGUCCCACUUUGAAUCUGUUACAAGCAAAUAUAGAUG